AAUUGCGCUUAAAUUAGUUCAUGUCUGAGUGUUGCUCCUAAUUUAAUUUGCCGUUUCUUGAUUCGUCUCUUAUUUUAUUUAGCAGAAGGAUCUGUUACCACAAACAUGAGCGCCAGAGGUGGAACCCCUUAUAUUGGCAGUAAAAUAAGUUUGAUUUCCAAGGCUCAGAUUCGAUAUGAAGGAAUAUUGUCUUCUGUGGACACGGAGAGGUCCACAGUUGCUUUGGCCAAAGUUAAAUCCUAUGGUACAGAAGACCGGAGCACGGAGCGACCAGUGCCGCCAAAAGAUGAGAUAUAUGAAUAUAUAAUAUUCAGAGGAAGUGACAUUAAAGAUAUCACUGUAUCUGAACCCCCAAAGCCACACCAUGGGCUUCCUCGAGACCCUGCCAUUGUUCAGUCAUCCAUGGACCCUUCCUCUGGAUAUCACCCAUGCUGGAGUCCAUACAGAGAAAUGAUGCCCACCUUUAACCAGCUGGCUGCAAGUAAUCUGCUGAGUCAGCAGUACAAUGCAGCACUUGGCCUAAUGCCAGGGCUUCAUGGUGCAGCCAGAAGGGCACCUAUGGUGGAGCAGGCUGUCCAAACCAUGCCUUUGGCCGCAGCCGCACAGAGGAAGGGAAAGACUUCAUCCCAGCCGCAGGACAGGCUGCCUGUUCGUCCAACAGGCUCCUCACAAGAUGUUUCUCGGGUUCAGAAAGAGAAUUUGCCCACCGGCAAACAGAAUCAACCAUCACAAUCGGCUGUAACUAAAGCACAAGGUCCUGACAGCCAGAAAACAAGACAAAAACAAGGCAGCCGCAGGUCCAGGACCAGAACUCGAGGCCAAUUGUUGGCAAAAAACUCCCAAGUUGGAGCUCUGGUGUUUGAGGCAGAUUUUGACUUUGAAAUGGCAAAUGCUGAGUUUCGAGAUCAUCUGACCAAGGAGACUACAGUAGACGAGAAGCUGGACUCUGAGGAGGCCCAGGACACAAAGAAUGGGAAAGAGGAGGAAACUCUAGCAAAGUACUACAACAAAGCUAAAUGCUUCUUCGACAACAUCUCAUCAGACCCCAAAUCCAGGAGAACUACCUGGGCGGAGGAGAAAAAGCUAAACAUGGAAACAUUCGGAGUGCCCGGCCGCUUUCUGAGAAGCAGAGGAUUCAGGGGACGUGGGCGCAGAGCGGAGAGCACCACAGAGCAGCCAACCCUCCCAAAGACUGGCAGUGGGAGGGUGUGAAGACUUUCUUUUGUUAAUGCUAUUGUAAAUAUUGCUGUUUUCUACUUUAAAUGUAUCUCCCUAACUUUACCUCCUUUUUCAUUAAUUUAAUGUGUUUUGAAUCAUUUGCAUGACAAUGGGAGAGGGAUUUAUUUUUAAUCCAGCAGCUGUGAUCCUGUAACGAUGAAUGCUCAGGAGAGGCUUUCUGUUCAUUUAAGUGUAGA
Fundulus heteroclitus (mummichog) is the source of this 1415-nucleotide messenger RNA. RefSeq names its product LSM family member 14B (gene lsm14b). The transcript is spliced from 8 exons. Gene Ontology annotation, molecular function: mRNA binding. The coding region runs from base 106 to 1212 and encodes 368 amino acids. The record is from RefSeq and is a predicted model, not a curated record. NCBI's taxonomy places the organism in Eukaryota, Metazoa, Chordata, Actinopteri, Cyprinodontiformes, Fundulidae.